GUGGGAUUACCAAACUUGAAAAGCGGAGUACGAGCGAGAGUGAGGAUCCACGGCUAUGGAACUAAUAUAUCUAUUGGGAGAAUUCUGCCUCAUUAAGUGAAGUCUUGGCCAGCAGCAUUGGCAAUGUAUCGUUAAUUAUAUUAAUCUACAACCACCAACAAUAGAUCACACCAUAUAUUCCAGGGAUCAUCACGUUAAAAUGCCCUUUCGUCUUGCUCCAAUAUUGACGGCUGCUGUUAUAUCCACCCCUUUAAGAUUCCGUUUACUAGGAAAUGUGAUCUUCUAUUUAACGGGAAUACCUAGAGACUCUUUCCUAGCAUUUAGAGUCAAAUAUUGCCACUUGAUAGAAUCUGAGCUACCUAGACUUAUUCAUUUCGUCAACGUCCACCUACUAUUCUUUCCUAUACCUAUUAUAUUCACUUUGAUAACUACCUCCUAGCUACUUAAAAGGUAGAUUAGGAGGUAUGUUUUAAAGCAUCCAUUCACAUCCUUCCUUAUGGCAUUGAUUCUUUAAGCUUCAGUGCCAAAAUUGAAGCUAAACUAUGACAGACCUUUCCCCAAACAUAAAAUAGGUUCUUUUAUUGUCUAAACCAUGUGACAACUCAUCCUUGUAUCAUCCUCCAUUAAGAUAAGUAAGCAGAAACUUUGAGCAUAAUCAUCCCUGACCCAGAUUUAGCUGUCAUAUUGCUCAAAGACAAGGAGAGAUUAUAUCCUAUAAAAAUCUAGGAAUUACCUGUUCCUGAAGGUGUCUUACACCUGGGAACAUCAGGGGAUUCUUGAGCAAAUGACUAACUGGGAACCCACGCCUCUCAUCUCUCGUACGGUAUCGGUUUAAGCCUGAGAUAAGUUACAAAGACAUCAAUAUGUCUCAUUCGGCGCUUCAAUGAUGCCACUCAUUGGCGUAAUAUCCCAUCCUCGUUCUAUCUGUGUUGAAAAGGGCUGAUAGUUUAGCCUAGAGAAGGGC
Molecule: messenger RNA, 964 nt
Organism: Daldinia loculata
Lineage: Eukaryota; Fungi; Ascomycota; Sordariomycetes; Xylariales; Hypoxylaceae
Exons: 1
Coding region: 200-439 (79 amino acids)
Source: RefSeq, a predicted model, not a curated record